Suillus bovinus is the source of this 501-nucleotide messenger RNA. RefSeq lists its product as uncharacterized. The annotation marks the transcript as partial. Lineage: Eukaryota; Fungi; Basidiomycota; Agaricomycetes; Boletales; Suillaceae. Gene Ontology annotation, biological process: regulation of Golgi organization. Gene Ontology annotation, cellular component: cytosol. The record is from RefSeq and is a predicted model, not a curated record. The transcript has 5 exons.
AGUCCAGCACAAAUCUCUCCUAGACAUGAUGAACAGCGCUUCUGGCAAGAGCUGCUGUCACUAAAGCCCAACUGUAUCUUUCUAACACAAAAACUAUCUACACUUUCCAAGGACGAGUGCCUCACUUCACACAAGCUCGUGCUCCAUGCCCUCUUUACUGUCUGCAUCAUAUUUGCAGCCAACCGUAAGGGCAAAGAGACCUGCACCCACACAACCAACAUGCUCUCCAUCAUGCUAUGCACUGUACUUGCCAAGAACCUAGCAGGCUGGGAGGUGAUGGGAAUAUUUGCUAACAGGGUGUUCAUGGAGUUUGUUGGGAUGGUUGCAGACAUACUUGGCGAUGAUGAUGCUCCUGAGGCUCUUCGACAUCAGGUUCUUCAACUAGCUGUUGUCUUCAUGUGUAGCAUCAGCCAGUUAAGCCCGGGUGCAUAUUUCCUGCCCCAAGACCUCUUCCCUUGCAUUUCUAAGGUCAUCACAUCCCCAGAUACUCAACACUUUACU